Messenger RNA from Dromiciops gliroides (monito del monte), 5324 nucleotides. It is a transcript of the gene RRAGC, whose product is annotated as Ras related GTP binding C. Gene Ontology annotation, cellular component: nucleus; lysosome; Gtr1-Gtr2 GTPase complex. Bases 92 to 1306 code for a protein of 404 amino acids. Gene Ontology annotation, biological process: cellular response to starvation; cellular response to amino acid stimulus; regulation of autophagy. The record is from RefSeq and is a predicted model, not a curated record. Gene Ontology annotation, molecular function: GTP binding; GTPase activity. The transcript is spliced from 7 exons. Lineage: Eukaryota; Metazoa; Chordata; Mammalia; Microbiotheria; Microbiotheriidae.
GGCGGCUGGCAGGCAGCGGCAGGAGGGGUGGCCUGGCUUGGCCUGGCCUGGCUUGUCCUGUCAGGGCGCAGGCAGCGGCGGCUCCGGGACGAUGUCGCUGCAGUAUGGAGGGGGGGACGAGGCGCCGCUCUCCGGCAGCUACGGCGCGGCCGACUCGUUCCCCAAGGACUUCGGCUACGGCGUGGAGGAGGAGGAGGAGGAGGCGGCCGUGGUGGCGGCGGCGGGCGGAGGCUCGGCCGGGCCCGGGGCGGGCGGCGGCUGCGGCGCGGGCGGCGGCGACAGCUCCAAGCCGCGGAUUCUGCUCAUGGGGCUCCGGCGCAGCGGCAAGUCGUCCAUCCAGAAGGUGGUGUUUCAUAAAAUGUCACCCAAUGAGACCCUCUUUUUGGAAAGCACCAACAAAAUUUACAAAGAUGACAUUUCCAAUAGCUCCUUUGUGAAUUUCCAGAUAUGGGACUUUCCUGGGCAAAUGGACUUUUUUGACCCAACCUUUGACUAUGAGAUGAUCUUCAGGGGCACAGGGGCAUUAAUAUAUGUCAUUGACGCACAGGAUGACUACAUGGAGGCUUUAACGAGACUUCACAUUACUGUUUCUAAAGCCUACAAAGUUAAUCCAGAGAUGAACUUUGAGGUUUUUAUUCAUAAAGUUGAUGGCUUGUCUGAUGAUCACAAAAUAGAGACUCAGAGGGACAUUCAUCAGCGGGCCAAUGAUGACCUUGCGGAUGCUGGGCUAGAAAAACUCCAUCUUAGCUUUUAUUUGACAAGUAUCUAUGACCAUUCAAUAUUUGAAGCCUUUAGUAAGGUGGUGCAGAAACUCAUUCCACAACUGCCAACCUUGGAAAAUCUAUUAAAUAUCUUUAUAUCCAAUUCAGGUAUUGAAAAAGCUUUUCUCUUCGAUGUUGUCAGCAAAAUCUACAUUGCAACAGACAGUUCCCCUGUGGAUAUGCAGUCAUAUGAGCUGUGCUGUGACAUGAUUGAUGUUGUAAUUGAUGUGUCUUGUAUAUAUGGGUUAAAGGAAGAUGGCAGUGGAAGUGCAUAUGAUAAAGAAUCUAUGGCAAUUAUCAAACUAAAUAACACAACUGUCCUUUAUUUAAAGGAAGUGACAAAAUUUUUGGCACUGGUCUGCAUUCUUAGGGAAGAAAGCUUUGAACGUAAAGGUUUAAUAGACUACAACUUCCACUGUUUCCGCAAAGCUAUUCAUGAAGUCUUUGAGGUGGGCGUGACCUCUCAUAGAGCCUGCAGCCAUCAAGCCAACCCCUGUGCCAUGAAAGCAGUGACUCACAAUGGCGCACCAAGAAGUGCCGUCUAGUGGGAACAUGGGCUAAGGAGCUCUUCCAUGGCCCUUUCUCCAACCUUGAGUCAGAUGCCGUAUAUGACAGGACCGGCGAUAGCUGGGGCUCAUGGGAAUCUGGUACCAGUUCCAGUGGAUAGAGGGGUUUUAUUUUCUGAUUUGGAUAAAAGCCCCUUCAACUGGUGUUGCACAACUGAAGCUACUGUGUUUCUUAAAAAACAAAAACAAAAAAGCAGAAAAUGAAAAAAAAAAACAACAACAACAAAACAAAACACUUGAGGCCACUGAAGUUACCAUUGGAAACUCCAGGUUUUUUUUGAGUGUGUGUGUGUGUGUUUCCUCUUUUGAAUCCUUCUUUAGUAGUUUGAGUUUAUCAGACUUGGAGACACAAGCAAGUUAAACUACUCCUUUCAAUGGAGAGUUUUAGUGAUUGCCAGUUGAGUAUGAUGGAAAAGAUUGACUUAUCCCAAGCUUCACCCAAGUUGUCAUUUGAUUAGUCUAAAAUACCCUGCCUUGCUUGAGUGCUAACACUGCCUCUCCAAUUCCAAUGGUGGACACCACACACUGAAAACCAAUCCACUAAUGCACUUGCUCUCUAACUCAGAAGAUAUACAGUGUGACUGCAUUGAAAGACAUUUCACUAUUCUUUCUUGAAGAAAUGCAAGAAAAUUCCAACCCUUGUCAACUGGAAUGCAGGGCUCAACUAUAGCUACCCAUCUCUCCAAAGUAUUGAGGAAAAAGCUUUGAGACUGUAGAGAAAUUUCGCACUUGAGUUUUGGGCACCAAAAUGGUUUGUUUCUCUCUCCUGAAGAUGACAGAUGACCACAGUUUUCAUUUUCAUGAUCAGGAUUUAAUGUAACCAAGGGAAUAUUUUUAACUUGACUUCAUAUAUCACUCUUCUGAGGAAGAAGUAUUCAUCAUGUCAUGAAAACAUUUAGCUCACCCUUCCUUAACCUUAUUCUAGCUACCCCAAUAAGAGCAAUAUACAUAUAUAUAUAUAUAUAUAUAUAUAUAUGUAUGUGUGUGUGUGUAUAUAUAUAUAUAUAUAUAUAUAUAUGUAUAUUUUUUCUCAGAUAAUAGACGUCUGUAUUUCCAGCUGCUGCUGUUUGCCAGACUGACCCAGAAGGCAUCAACAGCUUGUAACAUGCUGGAUUCGCUGUGGUCUUCUUAGGAAUAGGAGAGAGAGCACGUGGUCCCAAGCCUGUGUUUGGUUUACAUUCUUCUCCUCCAGUAUUCUGACACCAAGUGUCAAAUGUGGUACUUUUCUUUACCCAUGAUAUUAAUUCUCGAUCGUUUUCUUGAUGGUGAUUGAAAUCUUUUCAGUUGAUUGAAAUUUGCAUAUUGUUUUCCUUCAGAUGCCCGAUAGUUGUAUGUUUAAAAGCCACUGGACCACUUGAGUACAUAAGUGCCACUGUUAUAUUAAAUCUGUAUAUUAAGUUCUAUAAGCCUAACAGUGAGACUUGGAGUGCUUUCUGCAGACAAUUCUGAUUGUUGAGUAUUUACAUGGACCAUGGUGAUAUCCAAAAGAAAAAAUGCUUUUAUAUUUAUAGAUUCUUUCACUGAACUAUAUCAAAUGGGUAUCAAUAAAUGUCUUUACUCCAAGACCUGGUUUUCUAAUUGCAUAAGACGGAAGAAGAUGGGGCAUCUACUCACCGUAUUUUCCUUCUCUAAGAACAGCAUGGAGCCUCGUGGCUCCUUGUUUCCUUUCCAAGUACCUUAGGUUAAUGCUCUGGAGGCUUUGCACCGGCCCUCCCACUCCAGAGCCCAGAGAUGAUUCCCUUGUAUGUUGUUUCUCUGUGUGAUAGGUUUUGGUGCUGUGCCUGUUUGGACUGAGGAGUUUGUAUUUAAACACACCCAAGGCCAGAAGGCAUCCUUCGUUUUGGAGUGAUCCUGCUUGACGCUUAAUAUGGUUUCUGUUCUCUUUUGUACCAGCUUCUUUCAUUUACAGGUGGCAGGCAGAUCACCUGGAUUUAGAUGGGCAGAUGAUGACAAUCAUUUGGCCAUGACCUUCAUCCAGACCUUUUCAAGAUAUGCCUGUGAGGAAGGAAAGCAAUGUGGAAAUGAGCACAAUUUGCUGCUGUUCUGUUGGGUUUUGUCUUUUAGCCUCUUUUUCAUAACGACCUCCCAGACCUGAUUUCUCUGGUACCCAAGGUAUUUGUUACUGACUCUGAAGUCAGCUUGCUCAUCAGAGACUAGAAUUUCUCCUAGGAUAUAGAAGCAGAGAGUUUUGGUAGAUGUUCUGUCCUUCACAGAAAGGGGCAUUGCAGUCAGAUUUGACGUUAAAGCAUUAGGAGGUGGAGAUGACCGGUUGCCAGGGAUGCUGCAUGGGGGACUCGUGUUAGGAUUAGCUUAGAUGGCAUCAAAGGACUUUCCCAGCUCUGUUGGAAGAGACCUUAAAGAUCAUUUAGUCCAACCCACAUAUUUUACAGAAGGGGAAACAGAUCUCAGAUAGGGGAAGUGACUUUGCUCAAGGGUUAGCCACUAGUUAGUGGCAAACACAGAAUCAAACAGUGAGGGAAAUUUUCUGUUCUCAUUGUUGCUGUGAAGCAUGUAACAUUUUCAAAACCUGUAGCGUAGGAUCUUAGAAAGUUAACUUUUGGGGGCAGCUAGGUGGCACAGUGGAUAAACCACCAGGCCUGGAUUCAAGAGUACCUGAGUUCAAAUCCGGCCUCAGACACUUGACACUAGCUGUGUGACCCUGGGCAAGUCACUUAACCCUCAUUGCCCUGCCAAAAAAAGGAAAAAAAAAAAAGAAAAAAACUUUUUAGGGCCAGGGUGAAGGAGUGGAGAAGGUUACAAGUGAAGACUGAAAAUUGUACCUAAUUGAGUGUCCUGAGAGAUGCUGGGGAAGUAUUAGGUACAAGUGGCUAGUGAAUAUGCUUUAGGUAAACUGUACAAGACUGACAGACAUAGGGGUAGAAGUGAGAGUGGUCAGAACCAUAGAGGCCCCUACUUGGUACAAAAGAGAUGACUACAAGGCUAUUGCAAAAUUAUCUGAAGCCCAAGAGUAGCUAGAUUUUGGAAAUGCUUUCCUUUCUCUGGAGAACAGAGACUUGGGUAAGAUGUAAAAGGGCCAGGUCAUUUGCGUAGUAGAAGCUUGAUCCAACCUAGAGCCAGAGGAGAGGGACAGGGGUUUUUGUCCAUGGAGAGUAGCCUGGGAAGUCAGUCUGGAAGGCUCUGAGACUCUUAUAGGACCUAGCAAUGGUAUCCACUCAAAUCUAAUCCUUGACUAAGAGCCCAAGAGCCUGGUUUGGCAGCUAAACCAUACCAGGGUGAGGGAAGGAAGAAGACCAAGGCCAAUGAAGGCAGUGGCUGAAUGGAAUCCAAGUUGGCAUAAGAAAACUCUUCCAACUUGAAUCUCAGAGAAAGGGGACAGCAAGGUGGCGCAGUGAAUAAAGCACCAGCCUUGGAUUCAGGAGUACCUGAGUUCAAAUCCGGCCUCAAACACUUGACACUUACUAGCUGUGUGACCCUGGGCAAGUCACUUAACCCUCAUUGCCCCCCCCCCCAAAAAAAAAGAAUCUCAGAGAAAGACCAGAAGCAGUGAAAGGGCUUAAGCCCAUACUGCUGCCAAGGAGACUGGAGUGGAAUGGCAACAUGUGAAUAAGGAGAGGGGACUUUCAGUGCUCAAGAAGAGGGAAACAACUGGAAGGAGUGGAACAUUGGACUGUUCUGUACCCUGAUGGAUGUUUAUUUGUAAAGUUGGCAUAGGAGAACCCUCUUACCUCCCGGGGAGUUUGGCCAAUAAUUAAUAUAAAUUCUUCUCUUUCCACUAAGGUACUUUGGACAGGUUACAUUAUAUCUGCCUUCGCUUUAAAUUAAACCACAGCUCCAAAGGAGCAUAUUGCCAGUAAAUGAUGUUGCUAUGGGUGAUAAUUUCUCAUUAUUUCAGUUUGCUCUGAAUUUGAGCAGAGAAGCAAUUUUUUGGUAGUAAUGAGCCUUGUCAAUGAGGGGUAAAUGGUAGGUGUAACAUUUUUGGCUGUCAGGACAGUUCUUUUUUUUUUUUUUUAAUUUUUUUAAAUUUUUUAUUUAUUUU